AUGAAUUUAAUCGCCAUCAUCGGAUUAGCAAUUCUCACUCUCCUCCUUCUACUCUAUUUAGUGAUGAGAAAUUAUGAAGCCAAAGUCAUUGGUAAAGUUCAAGUCGUUGGUUUGAAAACAAACACUCACCAUCCUUCUCAUCAUGAAACACAAGAGGAUCAUCAUGCAGAAGAGAGAGAACUGAACGGAGGAGGAGUCCUCCGGCCCACCCAUCAUGAUGAUGAUCAUAAUGACACUCACCAACCGCUAUUAUUGAAAAAGAAGAAGAUUACUUUUCAAACACCCGAUCCUGUUCCCGUUAGCGAAUUGGCCCAUUACAAUGCUCUUUGGUGUUUACUCGUGAAUAUCUUUCGGUACAAUCAAGCCUCAGUACAAACCUAUGAACGAGCCUUUGCUCUUCAACACUUUCGUCCACAUUUUGGUUUCGUUGGCAAGAUUCCAGUGGUCAUAUUUGCCACACCGAGUGCUGCCCGAGUGUUUGUAACGAAAUGGAAAGAGGUUGCAAAGGACAAUACAUUGGUCUUUACGGAAGAUAUGCACAAGUUCUUUGGAGUGAAUGUGGUAUUCUCAAAUGGUGAUGAGUGGAAGAGACAGAGAAAAGUUCUUGACCCUUCAUUCUAUAAUAUUGAACGAUUUACUCAGACAUUUGUUGAGAAUGCACAAAAAACCAUGUCCUUAUUGAACAAGUUGUUCCAAGAUAAGGGAAUUCAGGAAAUUGAAAUUUCUCCUUCUGAUGUGACUGCAAGAAUGGCACUUGAUGUGUUGGGAUUAACAAUAUUUGGAGAAGAUUUUGAUUACUUGUCACAAUUAGUUCCCAAUCACAAAUCUGCAUCAAAUGAAUCAAACAAAAAAGCACUCGAUGCCUAUCAUUAUGUCAUGAACAAUAUUGGAAAUGCAGCGAGAUUAUUUAUUGGCAAGCCAUACACGUCCUUACCUUUGGAAAGCAAUGUGAAAAUGGAUGAAUCCAUUGAAGUGUUUCAACGAUUUUUAGAUUCUAUUAUUGAGAAGUGUCGAAAACAAAAAGAUGACAAGAACACACUUCUUCAUUCCAUGAUUGAAGCUGUUGACGAUGAAGGUACUGGAAUGACCAAUCAAGAAUUGAAAAAUCAAUGUGCCAUCUUUUUCUUGGCAGGUCAUGAGACCACAGCUAGUGCAUUAGCAUUCUUAUUUUACUCUCUUGCCAAGAACCCUCAAGUUCAAGAAAAACUCUAUGAAGAAAUUGUGAGCACUUUCUCAUCAGGAGAGGACAUUUCGAAUUACAACAAGCUACAAAAUAUGACAUAUUUAGAUUGUGUUUUGAAAGAGAAUAUGAGAUUGUAUCCUCCUAUCAGUCAACUUCCGCCAAGAAUUUUAACUUCGUCGCAAGUGAUUGAUGGAUACAAAAUUCCAAAGGAUUUUUUGGCAAUUUUGAACAUUUAUGCCCUUCACAGACAUCCUGAUGUGUGGGGAAAAGAUGCAGAAGAAUUCAAACCAGAGCGAUUUUUGGAGAAUUCAUAUCCUCCAUUCUCGUAUCUGCCAUUCUCGGCUGGACCAAGAGUGUGCUUGGGCAAACAAUUUUCAUUGAUUGAGCAAAAAACGUUCACCAUUGCCCUUCUUCAACAAUUUAAGGUUGAGCUACUGUACCCAAGUCAAAGCAUGCAUUUCAAUAAGAAAUUGCCAAAUCUUGCUCCUGAGGAAGGUUUCAAGUUGAGACUAGCGAGAAGAAAAGGUGAUCUGUAA
This is a messenger RNA of Naegleria lovaniensis, 1719 nucleotides long. RefSeq lists its product as uncharacterized. The transcript has 5 exons. NCBI's taxonomy places the organism in Eukaryota, Heterolobosea, Eutetramitea, Acrasida, Naegleriidae. The coding region runs from base 1 to 1719 and encodes 572 amino acids. Gene Ontology annotation, molecular function: monooxygenase activity; oxidoreductase activity, acting on paired donors, with incorporation or reduction of molecular oxygen; iron ion binding. The record is from RefSeq and is a predicted model, not a curated record.